Molecule: messenger RNA, 2180 nt
Organism: Cydia splendana
Lineage: Eukaryota; Metazoa; Arthropoda; Insecta; Lepidoptera; Tortricidae
Product: zinc finger protein 532-like
Exons: 3
Coding region: 169-2124 (651 amino acids)
Biological process (GO): regulation of transcription by RNA polymerase II
Cellular component (GO): chromosome
Molecular function (GO): chromatin insulator sequence binding
Source: RefSeq, a predicted model, not a curated record
UUUGCUAGAUGGCGAAAUUUUUCAUCCAAUCACAGAGCAAUACUCAAUAUACUCAUUCACACGACUGUCAAACUUGAGACACGGAAGGUCUGUGAAUAUCGAUGUAAUACAACUAAAAUAUCAACAUUUUCAACUUGUACCAUGGGAUAUUAUAAGCGUUAAGACAUCAUGGCUUCUGAUACAAUAAAUGACAGACUGAGCAUAAAGAAUCUUCUAUUUACAAAGGCUCUACCAAACUAUGUCAUUCCUGUACCUACAGCAGGGUAUAAAACAUAUCCCUGCAUUGACUGUGGUGACAGAUUUCUCUUCAAAUCAAGCUAUGAAUACCAUAUCAAUCGGCAAUCUGUUGUGAUCACCUACAUGUGCAGAUACUGCAAUCAACAGAAAACGUUUAACAACAGAUGCAAACUCCUCUCUCACAUCCGGUCACAUGCCUUUAAAACUGCUACAAUCAACGUCAGCGAUUUGAAAGUAGAUCCAUUGCCAGCAAGCUACUUCGAUAAUCUAGCAGCUAAACAUGGCAUACGCUUAGAAACUAACAACCAGAAAGCAACUCUGCUGCAACAAAUUAAAGCCAAAACGCCGAGUAAAUUCUCGUGCUUGGAAUGUAAUCUGGAAAUAACAGUUAAAACACACGUAAAUAAAGACAGAGCAAAACAUUUUAUGCAGUAUACUAAUAAAGUUCACGCCUGUCCAGUGUGUCUCUUUGCUCUACCAACAACUUGUGGGCUCAAAGCGCACUUGCGUCUCCACUCGGGCAACGGGCCGUUCAUCUGUCCAGAAUGUGGGGUCCCCUUAACAAAGAAGAUGAUACAAUAUCCAUACACUCAUGACUGCGAAGGAUUUCGGAUGAUGCGAGCCACUGCUAGGUACAAGUGCCCUCUUCCACAAUGUUACUUAUUUCAUCCAAAUGAAUACAAAUCACACAUGAGGAAUAACCACAUGAAGAGGGUGUUUAAAUGCCCUUUGUGUGUUGUAGCGUGUUUCAAUGAAGCCACUAUAGCUAAACAUUUGAAGAGUCAUGCUACUGAAGCGAAAGCUUUAAUCUUCUUUCAAUGUGAGAUGUGCCCCGGAAGAUUAGUACUAAACAAUCAAAUGGAUAAUCAUUUGAGGGGUCAUAUCACCAAUUCUGCGUUUGUCUAUCCCUGCUGGGCUUGCGGUCAAGUGUUUAGGGAAGUCCGCAGUUUAUUGCAGCAUUAUUCUAACAACCACGGUCAAACUGGAAAGUUUACACCCCAGUCAGCCACAGCACCUGCUUUUGCUCCAAAACCUGAUAAACCUGGCUUGGUUUAUCGUGUAGUAAAAAGGUGCGACAAGUGUACAAGAAGCUUCACUUACAAAUGCAAAUAUGAACAAAUAUCUAUUCUGCCGAACGAGUGCCCUUUUAAAUGUUCAGCGUCGGCCUCUAGUAAGCAAGUCAUCACGGAACCAGAAUUCACGAUACCAGCAGAAACCACAAUCAAAUGUUAUUUGUGUAAGAAAGAUAUACCUGAAAACUGGGAUGAUAUCAAGACUCAUUUUGCGGCUGAUCAUAAAGAGCAUCGCUGUUUGGAUGCGACACUAGUUAUACCAAAAAUGAACGUUAAGAAAUUCAAAAGAAAGCAAAGAAGGGAAGCCAGAAAACGGUUCCGAGAAACUUUGAAAAAAUUAAGGGUACCAACGAACAGCAAACAUAAAAAAAACGCUGGACAGCCUUCCAGCGUUCAAGAUUCGUUCUCUAGUAACAAUCCAUUAGCUUGCAAAAAAUGUGGUCACGAAGCCCAAGACAAACUACAGCUGGAAGAGCACUUGAAAAGUCAUAGAGAUUCCAACAUGGCGUACCAAUGCAUGGAUUGCGGACAAUGCUUCGUGGUGAAACCCUCCUUUACGACCCAUUUAUUAGUAGAGCAUGGUAUAUCCGACGUUAACGAAUAUAUACUUUCGAAACAAUGCUACAAUGCUGACGCCCUGUUAAAAAAUAAUUUCACCACGGAUAAAGUUAAAGAGGAGGAACCACUGCGCGAAAACCAAUGCCAAAUUUGUCGGGAUCAAUUCGACGAUCCAGAAGACUUAGAAAAACAUUUCAGAGUUCACGGUAUGGCCUUUUUGAUGAAGAAUUCAUCUGCAAAGAAUAAUAGUCCUUAAAAAUAUACAUCGCUAGCCGACUACGUAUUUUAGUUUUAAUUUUUAACAAGCAGAAA